AUUAAAAUGAAUACUUCUCUUGGGUCGGUGGUUAUAUUCUAUAAUAUUUUAAGCACAUGACGAUUUGACCAGUCCCUACUCUCUCUUUUUUUUGUGUUUGGUAACUGAUUGUGAUAGAUUAGGAGUCUGAUACGAUGUCCCCCUCCUACGACUUCGAUCAUUCAAACAAAUAUAUUAAAUCAAACAGGUUUAUCGUUGUGUAUAAUUUACUUGACUAAACUGAUAGCCAAACACCAAGGUUGGACAAUGUAUGUAGAAUCCUUGAUUACCAUUAUAUGUCGUUUCGGUAAUAAUGUUUUGAUGCUAGAGUUUAACUGUCUGGUAGUAUUAUAUUGGCCAGUAAAAUCUGAAUAACUAACCAAAAGAUAUGAAUCAGUUCAUCUCUUAUUGUUAUGUCUUAAUCUUGGCUAUGUUUUGUUCGAUUCUCGUUUCUCUCUCACUAGAGGUUGUGAUCGUUUAGGUCUGCCUAUCAAUGCGAUCGUUUUCAGUCUUUUACGUGUAGAUUAAGCUAAGCACUAUUUUUACAUCUUUCGGAUUUUUUCAUUACAUAAGCUUGAGAAUAAAUAAUAAAGUGUUUGAAACGGUUAUUUUAUUACAAUAAAGUAAUUACGUCGAGGAGAGGAGUAAAACAACACAUAACAUGGAUAGGGUCAUUGGCAAUACAACACGUAAAAAGUGAUAGGGUUCGAUCUAGGGUUAACAUGGAUUGCGGCGGGGAAGAUGAUCCCAUGAUGGAGACCCCCGAGGAGAAUCAACAGUUUACUUCUCAUAGGAAGCGCAAGGCGGAUGAAGUCGAAGAUGUUGGUGACGCAGGGAGCGGCGGAGAGGGCCGGGAUGAAGAGGACAUAGACGGCGACGUGUCUAGCCGUGAGGGGUUCCAAGAAUGGGACGUGGACAGUUUCGACGAUGGACACCAAUACAUACCCAAUAAGAAGAUCGAUCCAAACGAUGAGGAAGCUCAAAAGAUGCGUCGAUACAGGAUUCAGAUGUACGAGAGCAAUGGUUUCAACGUGGAUAAAGAAAACUUUCCUGGGAGAGUAGCCUACCGAGAACUCUAUCCUAUUGAUCUUGAUCAACCUUUUAAGAGUGGUCUUACAGGGCGAGCCUACAUGCAAAACAAUGUCGAUUUGACCGUGGACAAAUACAACAAAAUCAACGGGCUGUCUCUUACAUGUGUGUCUAUUGUGAGGGCUGUUGUCUGCACAGUCUCCUGUUCAGUCAAAUCCUACAUCACCUUCAUGGCCAGGGAGACUCCAGAUGGAGAUCUUGUCGAAUAUCAAGCUAAAACAGAACAGAUGCCCUGGCAAAACCGAGCCCACGGCCUCUUCUGCAGACCAACUCCUAAACCAAAAGUUAUACACGUGCCCAGGUACGAGGAUUGUGUAUCCAGUGAUUCUUCCACCGAUAGUAAUGCAUCUAGCCGCGGAAGCGACCAAGCAUGGGACGUCGAUAGCUUUGAUGAUGAAUCCGAGUACCAACCCCCUGAGAGAAUGUGUCCCAUCGAAGAGGAAAUUAAACUAAUGCGUCUUUAUAGACCAAAGAUGAACCGUAGCAAGGGUUUCUACGUGGAUGGAGAAACCUACCCUGGGGAAACUGUCUUUUUCUCUCAGGUUGAUCUUGAUGAACGCUUCCCCGGUAUUGAGCUUACAGGCCGUGAGCACAUGCAAAGCCUGGUAGAUUUGGCUCUUGAAAAAUACAACAACAUUAAGGAAACAAAUGUGACAUGUGAAUCAAUUGUGCGGGCGAAUCUGACGAGAGUGAACGGGUACAAGUUGUACAUCACGUUCAUGGCUAGAGAGUCUCCAGAGGGGGAGCUUGUGGAGUAUCAAGCAAAAACGGAGAGGAAGGUUUGGCAACGGAAAUAUCAUGCCAUGUUUUGCAGGCCAACUCCAAAAUCCAAAGAUUAACGCUUGUGAGUUUAUCCAAGUGAACUAGAAGAGCUAUCUUUGGUUUUAAAAUGCAUCUUUUAUCUCUUAGGGAUCAACUAAUGUUUCCUCUAGACUUCUUCAAGAGUUGUAAUGUGGUGAACUGUUCCUCUUUGAGGAUGGUACUAAUAUCAGUUCUUUUGUUUCAUUUUUGACCUUAUGCUAUAUUGGUGACAAUUGCAAAAUGUCUGGUUCAGUGAAUCGGUUAUAUUUUGAUCCUCGGUUUGAUCUAGUUUAAUUAAUUGAUAUCAGGCUGAUUUGAAUGACAUUAUUGGUAAAUUUGGUGCUGAGACGGCGUAGCUCACAGCAAAGAUAUCAGUAGCAAACUUGAGCAAUAUCUAGAGUUCGAGUUGAUAUUUUCUUAGGAGCUUACUAUGUCUUUUUUAAUUCAUUUACUCUUGUGGCUGCCUAAAUGAUGAACCAACAAAUGCCUAACAAUUGGACAUCUUUAAUUUGAGUCCUUUUCUACAAAUCUUUUAAAGAAGCCUAAUACUUCAUCAUCUGAAUUGUUUGGCCUGACAAGACAAAUCAUAAACAGCUAUUUAGAUAGCUUAAUCAGGAUUGAUCCUAAUCGACCAUAAUGACUUCAAAUCGAGUUAAGUUCCAUUUUCAUGAUUAAAAUGAACACUUCUCUUGGGUCAGUGGUCGAUUUGACCAGUCUGUGACUCUUUUUUGUGUUUGGUAACUGAUUGUGAUAGAAUAAGAGUACGAUACGAUGCCCCGUCCUACAACUUUGAUCAUCCAAACAAAAAUAUUAUAUCAAACAGGUUUAUCGUUCUGAUUAAUUUACUUUCUGACACUUUAAUUACUAAACUCUUAAUCAUCAUAGCUAAACACCAAGGUUGGAUGAUGUGUGUAGAAUCCGUAAUUACCAUUAUAUUUUGUUUUAGUGAUAAUGGUUUGAUACUAGAGCUUAACUGUCUACUAGUUUUGCCCAGUAAAAUUUGAAAUAACUAUCCAAAAAGAUAUGAAUCAGUUCUCUUAUUGUUAUGUCUUUAUCUUGACCAUGUUUUGUUCGAUUCUCUCACUAGAGGUUGUUUACAAGUUGGCUUAGCCCACACAACUCAAUUGACAACUAUAUCUUGAUUUAUAAAUUGAUUGACUUGCCGUGAAAGUGAUUAUGUGAAUGAGACAUGUUAUUCUACACGGAUUGGACUACAGUAGGCUGAAUUUGUCGUCAUUGACCUCAAAUUUAUUUUAACCAUUAACAAAAACAUUAUGAUCGAUAAUGGAUUUCAACCAAAUAUUUUAAACUGUUAAAUUACUUUACACUCACUAUAUUAACACAUGUCAUUGUUUCAUCGGAAACGUGUUUGAACACAAACGAUACAAUAACUAAAAUGAGUAGUUUCAAAUUUUAAGUUUAAACGACAUAGACAUUUGUUUGUUGUCGGUCCAUAGACAUCAAAACACAUUUGUCUUGUUUCAUGCUGCAGAAGAAACCGUAGAUGAGUCCGACAUGAGUUAUUUUCCUCGAAGCAGCUUGUGGGCUCUACUUGGAUGGUGGUGACCGUCGAGACAAUCAUAAUGAUCAAUAAUUUGAUAAUUGAAUACGUGAGAAAUUUUAUUUGAGAGAUGUACGUCACAUUUGAAAUAUAUUAACGACCUCUUUUAAUUAACGCUUAGACAAACGGCUAUAAGAAAUUACAAAAAAAAAGCUUCACUAACCAAAGAACGCUUAGACAAACGGCUACAAGAAAUUACACAAAAAAAAAAAAAACUUCACUAACAAAAUAUAAAACGUUUAGGUUUACGUGCUAUGCGCAACAUACUAUCUAGAUAGUAAUAAGAAACCGUAAUAUGUUAAAAUUACUCGACACUAGUUACAAAACUGUAAGUUCGAUUAAUCAUCCAUGGAAAGUUUAAGAGAUUUCAGAACCACAGAUAUAAUUAUCUACACGUCCCAACUAAGCUAUAGUAAUACUAUUUUAUAGUGUGUAAUUGUAGCAUGUGGUAUAAUACUUGGCUCCGGGGAUAAUAUUUUCUAGUUGUGAUAUU
Molecule: messenger RNA, 3923 nt
Organism: Brassica napus (rape)
Lineage: Eukaryota; Viridiplantae; Streptophyta; Magnoliopsida; Brassicales; Brassicaceae
Exons: 7
Coding region: 702-1907 (401 amino acids)
Source: RefSeq, a predicted model, not a curated record